AUGCUGCAACGGCGUUUAUCGGUGGCAAGUUCCACAUUUCGAGCAAUGGAACGUAUCACAGCUGAAGAAUAUGCAGGACGAAGAAGGCGUCUUAUAGAAAGCGUUAAAAAAGUUGCGGGACAGGCAGAUAGAGAUGUGAUUGUUCUUUUGAAAGGAGCGAAACGGCCAUACAUAGCUCCAGAUGUGCCAGGACAAUAUAGGCAAUGUAGUCACUUCAGAUACCUUACUGGUGUUACUGUUCCAAAUAGCUACUAUUUGAUACAUGCUCCAAAGGGAGGACGUAACUUGGAACCGGUACUAUUCAUGGACAGGAGAAGCCCAUACGAAGAACUAUGGGAAGGUGCGCUUCCGAGUGAAUCGAAGCUCGAAGAUACCGCUGGUUUUGUGGACUUACUGCCCACGAAAAAGAUCACUGAGGUAAUUGCAAAAAUGAUUUCAAAGGAUUCAACAUGUUUUUUUGAAGCAAAGGAAUGGGAUGGUUCCGAAGUUUACAGUAUGCGUGCUCAAUUCGGAGCCAUUCAUGGAGUGAAAUCUCACAUUGAUCAACUGCGUUUAGUAAAAUCUAUAGCAGAAGUGCAAGCUAUGAAGGAUACAUGCAAGUUGGGAUCAGAGGUAGUUUCGCAUUCGUGA
This is a messenger RNA of Strongylus vulgaris, 630 nucleotides long. The record is from the annotation of a GenBank genome assembly. Lineage: Eukaryota; Metazoa; Nematoda; Chromadorea; Rhabditida; Strongylidae.